Messenger RNA from Solanum lycopersicum (tomato), 1479 nucleotides. Its product is annotated as phospholipase A1-Igamma2, chloroplastic-like. NCBI's taxonomy places the organism in Eukaryota, Viridiplantae, Streptophyta, Magnoliopsida, Solanales, Solanaceae. Gene Ontology annotation, biological process: lipid metabolic process. Gene Ontology annotation, molecular function: glycerophospholipase activity. The record is from RefSeq and is a predicted model, not a curated record.
GACCACCACCAUUCAUCAUCCCAAUACAUAGCCCCUCCUACCUCAUUUUUGUUUCAUCAAUGGCUUCUCUGACUAAAAACUCCAUUCUCACAUUCCAAACAUGUACACCCCAUAAGCACCAAGGUACAACCAAUUUCAAACCCGCCGAUUCAUUUCUUCCUCCCUCUUAUCCCCUUACUAGAGUCAAGUCGUCAACCAAAACGCGCUCUUUGUCCUCUAGAACAAGCCAGUCUUUUACAUCUAUCAUUAACGAGAAGGAAAAGACCAACCUAUCCAUAGAUCAAUUAGAAGAAAGUGAAAACACUAGUAACAGGACGAAUAUUUAUGAAGCAGAAGUAGUAGAUCGAUGGCUAGAAAUUCAUGGUCAAGAUGAUUGGGUAGGUAUGCUUGAUCCAAUGGAUCCACUUCUUCGUAGCGAAUUAAUUCGCUACGGAGAAAUGGCUCAAGCUUGUUACGAUGCUUUCGAUUUCGAUCCAUAUUCUAAAUAUUGUGGGAGUUGCAAAUUUCCAAGACGUAAGUUUUUUGAUGGAUUAGGUAUGGCUGAAUAUGGAUACGAUAUCACACGUUAUUUAUAUGCAACUUCAAAUAUUAACUUGCCAAAUUUUUUCAAGCAAUCGCGUUGGCCUAAGAUAUGGAGUAAAAACGCGAAUUGGAUCGGUUAUGUUGCGGUUUCAAAUGACGAAACGACGAAACGGUUAGGUCGUCGUGACAUAACAAUAGCAUGGAGAGGUACGGUGACUCGUUUGGAAUGGAUUGCUGAUUUAAUGGAUUAUCUCCGUCCCAUUUCUUCAGAUAAUAUACCUUGCCCUGAUCCUAAUGUCAAGGUCGAGUCUGGAUUUCUUGAUCUUUACACUGACAAAGACGAGAGUUGCAGGUAUUGCAAGUUUUCAGCUCGAGAACAGAUACUAACGGAAGUGAAAAGAUUAAUAGAAAUGUAUCCAGACGAGGAAAUGAGCAUAACGGUUACAGGGCACAGCUUAGGUAGCGCGCUAGCAAUAUUAAGCGCGUACGACCUAGUGGAAACGGGGUUAAAUGUGAAGGCGGAUACAAGUGGUGUGCCAAUAUGUGUAUUUUCAUUUUCAGGGCCAAGAGUUGGUAAUGUAAGGUUCAAAGAAAGAAUUGAAAAAUUAGGUGUGAAAGUGUUGAGAGUUGUGAAUGUUCAUGAUAUAGUGCCAAAAUCACCAGGAUUAGUGUUGAAUGAGCAUUCACCAUCUAUGGUUAUGAAGAUAUGUGAAAAGUUACCAUGGAGUUAUUCACAUGUUGGUGUGGAGUUGGCUUUGGAUCAUAAGAAUUCACCUUUUUUGAAACCAACUAGUGAUCUUGUUUGUGCACAUAAUUUGGAGGCUCAUUUGCACUUGCUUGACGGAUAUCAUGGAAAAGGGAGAAGAUUUGUGCUUGAAAAAGGCAUAGACAUACCCUUAGUGAACAAAAGCAUGUGAUUUUUUGAAAGAACAUUAUUGUGUUCCUCCUUUUUUGGAG